Molecule: messenger RNA, 318 nt
Organism: Cooperia oncophora
Lineage: Eukaryota; Metazoa; Nematoda; Chromadorea; Rhabditida; Trichostrongylidae
Source: the annotation of a GenBank genome assembly
AUGAACGAGCUCGAUUCUGAUGAGAUGUUGCUUACACACGAUGGUCGAACCGCUCAAAGGGAUAUCGUGCAGUUCGUCGCUCUACGUGAUUUCUACUGUGGCUCUUUUGAAAUCGAAAACGGACAUGUAAUGAAUAUGCUGGCGAAAGAGGUCCUGGCUGAAGUACCGCAGCAACUCGCCUCGUACAUGGAACGAAACGGUGUUGUACCCAUGGAAGCAGUACCAAAAUCCCAUGGCGACUACGAACGCGAUGUAGAGAUGUUUAUGAACGAUCCCGGUUUUGUCCCGUUUCCAUUCCUCGCUGAUCCACCUGAAUAA